AUGACAGUGCAGCCACCUGCUUCUGCAUUCUGGAAAAAUGAAGAAGCUUUCAUUAAUAAGCUUUCGAAUGGGGAGCUUACUAACUCUGACAUCUUUGAAAUAUGCAAGCAAGCAAUUGAAAUAUUUGUAGAAGAGCCAUUUAUGCUGGAGUUGUCUUCAGAAAUAGUUGUUGUGGGUGAUAUACAUGGUCAGUUCUUUGAUCUUUUAAACAUUCUAAAAGUGCCCUCUGAUAAAUAUCUUUUUCUUGGGGAUUUUGUAGAUCGCGGUGCAAACUCAGUUGAAACAAUUGUGCUGCUACUCUAUAUGAAGAUAAAGCACCCAGAUAGCGUGUGGCUACUAAGAGGAAACCAUGAGUCUCUGAAAACCUCGUCUGGCUACGGGUUUAAAACAGAGUGCAUGCAGGUUUAUAGAUCAAAAAUGAUCUGGCACUGUAUAUGCGAAGUAUUUGACUAUUUGCCUGUCUGUGCCAUUAUUGACAGAAAAGUGUUUGCAGUGCAUGCAGGGAUUGGGCCAGAUCUUGACCUGGAGGCAGUCCAGAUGAUCCCGCGGGUGGGAGACAUACCUACUUCUGGCACCAUAGCAGAUCUUGUAUGGAGCGAUCCAAACGAAGAAGCCGAAGAGUUCAUGAAAAGUGCUCGAGGAGUUGGCUACUACUUUGGGGAAAAGCAGACAGAUGAGUUUCUUAAAAAAACUGGCUUGGAGAGAAUUAUUCGAUCCCAUCAGCUUGUGGAUGAAGGAUAUAAGGAAGACUUUGGUGGGAAGGUUAUAACCAUAUGGAGUGCACCAAACUACUGCUAUCGAUGCAUGAACAAAGCAGCAGUAGCCCGUAUUAUAGACGGGAAUAUUGCGGAAUAUGUUGAAAUUGUAGAAGCAGAGUAUCAAAGAAAAGAGACCAAAGUUUUAUCAUACUUUCUGUGA
Molecule: messenger RNA, 918 nt
Organism: Nematocida ausubeli
Lineage: Eukaryota; Fungi; Microsporidia
Exons: 1
Coding region: 1-918 (305 amino acids)
Biological process (GO): peptidyl-serine dephosphorylation
Cellular component (GO): FAR/SIP/STRIPAK complex
Molecular function (GO): protein serine/threonine phosphatase activity
Source: RefSeq, a predicted model, not a curated record